UUGAGAGUAUAAGUGUAUAUGUGAUAAUAUGUUUGGUGCCUGUUUUACUUCCGUUUGAUCAAAUAGUUUGUGUAUUUUGUAUUUUAGAAAUGGGAAGCAUACCAGUCCUUGUGAAGAACUCUGGUCGAUGGACGUACGAAAAGAACUUCAAAGAAUAUGUCACUGAUGCUAUACUGUUGAGCACAUCAGCCACAUUCGUUGAGCUACACGAUGUUUUGGUAUCUCACUUAAGUGUGGAUUUAACCAUCAAACGUAUUCUAGUAGAAUAUCAAAUCACUCCUAAUCUAGGGCAGAUAGAAAUACAUAACGAUAUGGAUUUAAAAGUGUUAAAAUUGCAGAAAAAGUUGAUACAAGACAUAAAUUGUCUUCCUUUAUAUGUAAGCAUUUUGGAUAAAGUUGUAGGGAGAAACUUGGCAAGUUCAUCUAUAUGUGUUGCUGAAAGAGAAAUCAAUUGUAACAACUUGGAAAUAGUGAUAAAUACAACAAAUAAAGGAGCUUUAGCGGUUUGUGAAAAUACAGAAGCUUUAGAUGUUUUUGAGAAGGAUCUUAUUGAGGUGAUUAUCUCAGACCCACAUCAUAAGAAUGUUGAGGAAGAUGAAUUUUACUUGAGAAAAAGAAAUUUGAAGUCAGUCAUGAAGGACUAUUCAAUUAGGGAGAAGUUUCAAACGCGCAGUAAAAGGUCAAGUAAGAAAAUGUAUACAUUAUUUUGCAAAUCAAGAAAAUGUGAGUUUUUAAUGCGUGCAUCAAGAAUAGGAGAAACAGAAAUGUUUAAAAUAAGAGAAUUCAGAACUCAACAUACAUGUCCGGUGAAGGACAAUAUCUAUCCAAAGGUACAUGCAACAAGUAUGUUGAUAGCUGGUAUGGUUAAACAGAAAUUUAAAAACCACAAAAGAAAAUAUAGUGCGACGGAAAUAAAAAAUGACAGGAAGGAAGAUUUUGGUAUGGAUUUGACAUACACUUUAUGUUGGAGGGCAAAAAAAAGAGCGUUAGAAGAAUUGAGGGGUAAGUCAUCAACAUCUUAUGAGAAACUCCAAUCAUACUUAUAUGUUCUAAAUACUACCUAUCUGGAUUCACAUAUAAGAAUGAAGAAGACAGAUGAUAAUGUGUUCUUGUAUGUAUUUAUCGCUCUACAUGCAUUCAUUGAAGGAUUCGAUCAUUGUAGACUAGUCGUAGUUGUUGAUGCUAGUCAUCUAAGAGGAAUGUAUAUUGGGGCAUUUAUAACAACAUAUACAACGUAUGGAGCAUGUUAGUAUCAUUUAAUUACUAU
Capsicum annuum is the source of this 1267-nucleotide messenger RNA. RefSeq lists its product as uncharacterized. The record is from RefSeq and is a predicted model, not a curated record. NCBI's taxonomy places the organism in Eukaryota, Viridiplantae, Streptophyta, Magnoliopsida, Solanales, Solanaceae. The coding region runs from base 90 to 1250 and encodes 386 amino acids. The transcript has 2 exons.